Molecule: messenger RNA, 2570 nt
Organism: Phanerochaete carnosa HHB-10118-sp
Lineage: Eukaryota; Fungi; Basidiomycota; Agaricomycetes; Polyporales; Phanerochaetaceae
Exons: 5
Coding region: 186-2426 (746 amino acids)
Biological process (GO): L-phenylalanine catabolic process
Cellular component (GO): cytoplasm
Molecular function (GO): ammonia-lyase activity
Source: RefSeq, a predicted model, not a curated record
CGCACCGUGGCCCGCCUCUCCCCCAGAACUCACCCCAGCCCAUGGCACUUCCCCUCCAGAUCACAGCCGAAAGUCACAAAAUGCAUUGUAAUCUGCCGCUGACCUCUACGUCUUAUCCACCCCCUCAUUAGAGAACCCUGCUCCUCCUCGCCCGCCCCAGUUUCUCGCACUUCAACGGCCUUACCAUGUCUCCUCACAUCGACUACUACCCCGCCUCUGCCUCCCACGGCAACGGCUACGCCCACAACCGCAAGAACCCUGCAAUAUAUUCCUCCAUCGGCUGUGUUGUAUCCAAUGGGCAUGCCUCUUCUUCAACAGAUAAGAAGCCCGAGCUCUUGGACCGCUUCGUUCACGCGUACGACGAACUCCAAGUCUACAAAGAAGGAAAGCCAGUGGCUGUUGACGGUCACACCCUCAGCAUUGCCGCAGUGGUAGCUACUGCUCGCUAUGGAGCUGCCGCGGCUCUCGACGACAAACCCAAGACACGUGAGCGUGUUCUGCAGAGCAGACGCGUGAUUGUGGACAAGGUCAACGCUCAACGCAGCGUGUACGGAGUCAGCACAGGCUUCGGUGGCAGUGCCGAUACUCGUUCAAACGACCCUCUCCUGCUCGGCAAUGCCCUUCUCCAGCACCAGCAGGCUGGUGUACUGCCGUCUCAGAACGAGGCUCCCCUCCGGGCACUUCCCCUGGGCGAUCCCCUCGCUACGACCAGCAUGCCAGAGGCUUGGGUCCGUGGCGCUAUCCUUAUCCGGAUGAACUCGCUCAUCCGCGGUCACUCUGGCAUCCGCUGGGAGCUGAUCGAGAAGUUGAAUGAGCUUUUGCGGGAGAACAUCACACCACUCGUCCCUCUGCGUGGCAGCAUCUCGGCUUCUGGAGAUCUGUCCCCUCUAUCGUACGUCGCUGGAACCCUGACUGCUAACCCGGCGAUUCGCGUUUAUGACGGCCCUGUAUCCUUUGGUCCGCGUCGCAUUCUUGCCUCCAACGUUGCGCUAGCCAAUCACGGUGUUGCCCCGAUCUCCCUCUCGUCCAAGGAGCACCUCGGCAUCUUGAACGGCACUGCGUUCUCUGCGUCCGUCAGUGCGCUUGCUCUUAACGAGGCCGUUCACCUGUCGCUACUCGCGCAGAUCUGCACAGCGAUGGGCACCGAAGCCAUGACUGGCGCCGUCGCCUCCUUCAAUCCUUUCAUCCACGACACCGCCCGCCCCCACCCAGGUCAGGUUGAAGUCGCACGCAAUAUUAGGACACUUCUUGAGGGCUCGCAGAUGGCACUCAAGCAUGAGGACGAGGCCCACAUUACCGAAGAUGAAGGCGAGCUUCGUCAGGAUCGCUACCCGCUUCGUACUUCGGCGCAGUUCCUUGGCCCGCAAGUCGAGGAUAUCCUCUCCGCGCUGGAUGCGGUCACGGUGGAGUGCAACUCGACUACCGACAACCCUCUGGUCGACGGCGAAACCGGGACUGUGCACCACGGUGGGAAUUUCCAGGCCAUGGCCGUCGCGAGUGCGAUGGAGAAGACUCGCCUGGCUGUUUAUCAUAUCGGCAAGCUUCUCUUUGCGCAGUGCACGGAGCUCAUCAACCCAGCGAUGAAUCGCGGACUGCCGCCGAACCUGGCAGCGACGGACCCGUCGCACAAUUACUUCGCCAAGGGUAUCGACAUUCACACCGCCGCCUACGUCAGCGAGCUCGGGUACCUCGCCAACCCAGCGUCGACGCACAUCCAGUCUGCCGAGAUGCACAAUCAGGCUGUAAACUCCCUUGCUCUGAUUUCAGCUCGGUACACGAUCACUGCGCUUGAUGUGCUCUCACUGCUGACGUCGAGCUACCUGCUUGCGCUGUGCCAGGCACUCGACCUGCGCUCGAUGCACCACGACCUUCAGUGUUCGCUGUCAGCCAUCGUGCGUGAGCUCGUGCCGAAGCAUUUCCCGUCUGUGGCCAGACAUGCGGACGUCCUCGUGCCGAUCCUCGAGCGCGCCGUCUUCCGUGCCCUCGACACUACGAGCACCGCAGACGGCGAGGCGCGCAUGCACAGCGUCGCUGCGUCCACGACGACGCCACUGGUCGACUUCCUCUCCGCGGACGCCGCGUUUGCCUCCGAGCUCGCGCAUGUCACCGGCUUCCGCAUAGAGCUUGCGCAGUGCGCUUCAAAGACCCUAAUGGCUCUACGUGCGCAGUACCUCGAGGGCGCGCGUGGCUCUACGCCCGCGAGCAAGUACCUUGGCAAGACGCGCGCGGUGUACGAGUUCGUGCGGGUCACGCUCGGGGUGCGGAUGCACGGCGCGAAGAACCUGCACGGGUUCGCGAUGGGCGCUGGCAUCGAGGGCGGCACGGUCGGCGGCGACAUCUCUGUCAUCUACGAGGCCAUCCGGGAUGGCGAGAUGCAGGGUGUCGUCAUGCAGCUCGCCAAAUCGGUCAAGGUAGGUGAGAUGUAAACGACUUGAUAUUAUUGGGACUUGAACUUUUCGUUUGUUCUUGAGCAAUGUUAUAAUAGAAGGCUCAGGUGUAUUGUUAUGUGCCAUGUGCAUACUUUCGUGGACGCCCCAAGUUUACUGAAUGAACGUCUUGUCAGACAAAUC